CUUCAAGCACAGAGAGACAUGGCAGUCAGGGUGGAUGCUUUUCCGCCCAAAAUGUACUGUUUCUCAAAGUUUUUUAAAUUUAUACUUAUUUCUGCUGUUUUUUGUGUUGGAUUCUGUUCAGAAGAUGAAGAAAGAUUGGUUCGUGAUUUGUUUAGGGGCUACAAUAAGCUCAUAAGACCUGUCCAAAACAUGACUGAAAAAGUUCAUGUAAGAUUUGGACUUGCAUUUGUACAACUAAUCAAUGUGAAUGAAAAAAAUCAAAUUAUGAAGUCAAAUGUGUGGCUGAGAUUUGUUUGGACUGAUUAUCAACUCCAGUGGGAUGAGGCCGAUUAUGGUGGUAUUGGAGUGCUUCGUUUACCACCUGAUAAAGUAUGGAAGCCUGACAUAGUUUUAUUUAACAAUGCUGAUGGAAAUUACGAGGUACGUUACAAAAGCAACGUACUAAUUUAUCCAACUGGAGAAGUACUCUGGGUUCCACCAGCAAUCUACCAAAGUUCAUGUACAAUUGACGUAACAUAUUUUCCAUUUGAUCAACAAACUUGCAUCAUGAAAUUUGGCUCAUGGACAUUCAAUGGUGAUCAGGUAUCACUUGCUCUUUACAAUGACAAAAAUUUUGUUGAUCUAUCAGAUUACUGGAAGAGUGGAACAUGGGAUAUCAUAAGUGUUCCAGCAUAUUUGAAUACUUAUCAAGGAGAUUUUCCAACAGAAACAGAUAUAACAUUUUACAUAAUAAUCAGACGUAAAACAUUAUUCUACACAGUAAAUUUAAUUCUUCCAACAGUGUUGAUAUCAUUUCUUUGUGUUCUUGUAUUUUAUUUACCAGCUGAAGCUGGUGAAAAGGUAACACUUGGUAUUAGUAUUCUUUUGUCCCUGGUUGUGUUUCUUUUACUUGUCAGUAAAAUAUUACCACCAACGUCAUUGGUGCUUCCAUUAAUUGCAAAAUAUUUAUUAUUUACAUUUAUCAUGAAUACAGUUAGUAUAUUGGUAACAGUUGUUAUUAUUAACUGGAAUUUCCGUGGUCCACGUACACACAGAAUGCCACACCUAAUACGUAAAAUAUUUUUAAAAUAUUUACCAACAAUAUUGUUAAUGAGACGACCAAAAAAAACACGUUUAAGAUGGAUGAUGGAAAUACCAAAUGUAACAUUACCAGCAUCAAAUUAUUCUGGUAGUCCAACUGAAUUACCAAAACAUUUACCAGGUUCAAUUGCAAAAUCUAAAAUGGAAAUAAUGGAAUUGUCUGAUCUUCAUCAUCCAAAUUGUAAAAUUAAUCGUAAAGUACAUAAUACAACAUCAACAAGUACUGGUGCUGUUGGUGGUGUUGGUGUUGGUGUUGGUAAUGAUGGUAUGGGUGAUCGUAGAGGUUCAGAAAGUUCUGAUUCUGUUUUAUUAAGUCCAGAAGCAACAAAAGCAACUGAAGCUGUUGAAUUUAUUGCUGAACAUCUUAGAAAUGAGGAUCUUUAUAUUCAGACUCGAGAGGAUUGGAAGUAUGUCGCCAUGGUGAUUGAUCGUUUACAACUCUAUCUCUUUUUCAUUGUUACGACUGCUGGUACCAUUGGAAUUUUAAUGGAUGCACCACAUAUAUUUGAGUAUGUUGAUCAAGAUAGAAUCAUCGAAAUAUAUCGUGGAAAGUAAAUUUAUUUAUUCCAAAUAUUUUACACGUUUUUAACAAUCAACAAAAAACAGCUCAGUGUCUCUCCCUCUUUUUUUUUUAUUUUAAAUCAUUUCGAUUGAAGACACGUUAGAAAAUAUAAUUUUCAAGUCUUGAUGAUUGAAAAUUUACGCGCGUGAAAUAAAUACAAUUUUAAAAAUUGAAUUAAUUUUUUUAUAUUUAACAAAAAUAAUAUCGUCGCACAUACAGCAAAUUCAAAACUAAUUUUUAGAUUAGAUAAAAAACUUUUUAAAAUUAGCACGAUGUUGAUAUGUUUAUUGUUUUUUAAAAAAUAAUUUAUACAAAUAUUUAAAUACUAGAAUUAAGUCAUGUAAUCCAGUAAAUAUCUUUAUCGAAAAAGAUGAAAAUAAAAAAGGUAGAAAUCGUACUGAAUUAAUUGUAAGUGGAGGACAUUCUAAAGUAGUCGUCAUUAUGUUUUUUUAAUAUUUUAUUUUGUUAUUAAACUCUCGACAGUUUAGUCUUCCUUACGAUAAAAAAAUAAAUAAAUAAAUAAAUAUAUAAUUAGUCAAACGUAAGGGCGCAAUUGUUUAUAUAUAAAUUUUAUUACGAUUGUUCAGAGAGAAAGUAUUUAAUGAUAUUAUAUUUUACUAAUGUUUUUUUAUUUGUUAAAUUAUUUUGUUGGUUAAUUUAUUUAGUGUUUUUUUUUAUUUAUUAAAUGCUAGGUGUACCAGGGUAAUGCUCAAUUAUUUAACUAAAUAACAAAUUGAUAUUCAAUAUCCGACAAAUAAAUUACAAUACUCUGAACCUUGAUGCAUGAUUAUUUCAGUUUUAGCUCAGCAUAUAUAAUCAUUCGAAAUUAGUGAUAAAUAAAGCGUAAGGAAGAAAAAAUAAUUGAUUAAUCAAUUAGCUAUUUAAAAAUUCGCAUAAGUUCUAAAUUAUAAUAUUGUAUUUUAGUCUUUAUCAUUGAGUAAGUUUAUGAUGCCUGUAUACAUUUGUCAUUAAUAAACUAAAUAAAAAAUAUAUAAAAUAUAUUUUUAAUUA
Molecule: messenger RNA, 2653 nt
Organism: Aphidius gifuensis
Lineage: Eukaryota; Metazoa; Arthropoda; Insecta; Hymenoptera; Braconidae
Product: acetylcholine receptor subunit beta-like 1
Exons: 6
Coding region: 19-1635 (538 amino acids)
Biological process (GO): chemical synaptic transmission; nervous system process; monoatomic ion transmembrane transport
Cellular component (GO): postsynaptic membrane; neuron projection; synapse
Molecular function (GO): transmembrane signaling receptor activity; acetylcholine-gated monoatomic cation-selective channel activity
Source: RefSeq, a predicted model, not a curated record